Messenger RNA from Sphaerulina musiva SO2202, 273 nucleotides. RefSeq lists its product as uncharacterized. The coding region runs from base 1 to 273 and encodes 90 amino acids. Lineage: Eukaryota; Fungi; Ascomycota; Dothideomycetes; Mycosphaerellales; Mycosphaerellaceae. The transcript is spliced from 2 exons. The record is from RefSeq and is a predicted model, not a curated record.
AUGCCUAUCGGACAAUCCAGUACCAACAACACCACCUCUGGAGCCGAAGGAGCCGCCAAAGGUCUAACCUCCACCCUCGGAAAUCUCACCGGAGGAGUCGUCAAAACUGCCGGAGGAGCUGUCGGAAGUGUCGGACAAGGUCUCGGUGAGACGAUUAAUAAUACAACUGGUACCAAAGCAGUAGGAAAUGGACUUCAAGGUCUGACGGGUGGAGUGAAAGAUGGUGCGGAUGCUUUGGGAAAGGGAGCGGAGAAUGCGGGACAGUGGAAAUAG